Molecule: messenger RNA, 2113 nt
Organism: Bicyclus anynana (squinting bush brown)
Lineage: Eukaryota; Metazoa; Arthropoda; Insecta; Lepidoptera; Nymphalidae
Gene: vvl
Product: silk gland factor 3
Exons: 1
Coding region: 180-1259 (359 amino acids)
Biological process (GO): regulation of transcription by RNA polymerase II
Molecular function (GO): DNA-binding transcription factor activity, RNA polymerase II-specific; RNA polymerase II cis-regulatory region sequence-specific DNA binding
Source: RefSeq, a predicted model, not a curated record
CCGUGCUGCCGCCGCGCACGCACGCGCAUGUCGCUCGUUGUCGCCUGUGAUGUGAGGUGGCCCCCGCCGCUACCGCAGCGCCGCGCGACCCCGCGCCAGUUUUGUGAAGCAGCGGCCAAGCGAAGGCUCCGGCCUUCUGCGGCAAGACGCCGUCCACCGUGGACCUGAGGUACGGCGCCAUGGCGGCGACCACGUACAUGCCGGGCGGCGAGCUCGACCUGCUGGCGGGCGGCUACCACGCCGCGUCGCCGCGCAGCGCCGAGCCGGCCGACAUGAAGUACGCGCACCACCUGCACGGCGGCAGCCCCUCGCCCGGCGCGCCCGUGGGGCUCAACCCCUGGGCCUCGCUGCCGCCCGCCGACCCCUGGGCCGUGCACCAGCACCACCACCACGCGCACCAGCCCGACGUGAAGCCGCCGCCCGCGCCGCACGACCACCGCCACCUGCAGCACGGCUGGCACGCGCCCGUGGGCUACGGCGCGGGCUCGCCCGUGCUGCACGGCGGCUACGUGCCCGUGCACCACCAGCACCUCAUGCGCGACGUGCCGCCCAGCCCGCACCUGCACCCGCACCACGCGCUGGAGCGCGACGGGCCCGAGGAGGACACGCCCACGAGCGACGACCUGGAGGCCUUCGCCAAGCAGUUCAAGCAGCGCCGCAUCAAGCUGGGUUUCACGCAGGCCGACGUGGGGCUGGCGCUGGGCACGCUGUACGGCAACGUGUUCUCGCAGACCACCAUAUGCCGCUUCGAGGCGCUGCAGCUCAGCUUCAAGAACAUGUGCAAGCUCAAGCCGCUGCUGCAGAAGUGGCUGGAGGAGGCCGACUCCACCACGGGCAGCCCCACCAGCAUCGACAAGAUCGCGGCGCAGGGCCGCAAGCGCAAGAAGCGCACGUCCAUCGAGGUGUCGGUGAAGGGCGCGCUGGAGCAGCACUUCCACAAGCAGCCCAAGCCGUCGGCGCAGGAGAUCACGUCGCUGGCCGACUCGCUGCAGCUGGAGAAGGAGGUGGUGCGCGUGUGGUUCUGCAACCGGCGCCAGAAGGAGAAGCGCAUGACGCCGCCCAACACGCUGGGCGGCGACGGCAUGCUGGACGGCAUGCACGGCCACUACGCGCACGACAUGCACGGCUCGCCGCCGCUGCACGCGCACUCGCCGGCGCUGUCGCCGCCGCACCCCGCGCACGCGCCGCACCCGCAGCACGCGCCGCACGCGCAGCACGCACAGCACCUGCAGGGCGCGCACACGCUGGCGGCGCACUAACAGUUCGCCCCGUGGGCGCCGCCGCGGCCGUACUACGCGGAGCCGCACUAGCCGCCCGCGGGUGUUCCAGUGAGUGACUGUAGUGAGUGCCGAGCCGGUAAGUAGCCGCGCCGAGCGAGGACGAGCGAAUUUAUGCUAGACGUACGGACUGAGUGCCUGCCGUGGCCAGUGAGGAUGCGAUCGAGAUAGGUGCAAUUCUUAUGUUAAGUGCUAGACGAAGCGAGCGGCGCCACGCGACGCGCCGCGCCCGACGCGACGGUCGCGCGCCUCCGAGCCCGCUCCGGUAAUUUAUUGAAAAUUAAGCAGAUACGAUGCCAAAAUGGUUUUAUUCCUGUUUUUAAUAAUUGUUUUGUUGUUUUUUUUCGUUUAUAUGUAAUUGUGGCCAAUUUCGGUACUUAAUUCUAAUAUAAAUAGGUAUUUUUUUAUAUAAACUAAUGUUACUGCUACGUCUAUGACGAUAUGCAUAUACUGCAUAUAUAAAAGUGUUCUUUAUAUGGAAUCCGAGACGGUUAUGAGAUGGCGCCGUCAGUGCUAGUGUAGUCAGUGCUCGGACGGCAGGCGUGUCGCGUCGCGUCGCGCCGUGUCGCGCAGUGUCGUGCGCGGCGCGGCGCGUCUCGCGCGGCGCAGGGCGAUCGCCCGAUUCGAACCAAACCCAAUGUUGUAAAUGUAAUUAUUUCGUUAUUCUCAACGAAGUUGACGAGUUGAUAUGUAUAUAACUGUAUAAACUAUAAUAGGUGAUAAGGAACAGACGGCAGUGGUAGUGCGAGCCUCUCGUAGGUAAAUAAUGAAUAAUUAGUCUUAAAAUGUUUUAUAUUAUUAUCUAAGUAUUUAAAUAAACCAGAGUAAAUAUUUUA